UAAACAUUGAAAAAAGGAAACAGGCAGCAGCACUGUCAGUCAGAGUCAUCAUACUUUCCUAAAGUAAACAGACUGCUCCAUUCCACUUCAUUUACAACCAAUACCUGCGUAUCCGGUCUCCAACAUGCCCCGCAUUGAGAAUGACAUCAAGCUGGACUUCAAGGAUGUCCUCCUUCGUCCAAAGCGGAGCACUCUCAAGUCCAGGAGUGAGGUGGAGUUACUGAGGAGCUUUACGUUCAGGAACUCCAAGGGCAGUUACAGAGGGAUUCCCAUCAUCGCGGCCAACAUGGACACAGUGGGUACCUUCGAGAUGGCCCUGGCUUUGCACCAGUUCAGUCUCUUCACAGCCAUCCACAAGCAUUACACUGUUGAUGACUGGUUGGAGUUUGCCAGGAAUCAGCCACAAUGUGUGGAGAGUGUAGCAGUGAGCACAGGGACCGGUGAAGGAGACUUUGAGAAGAUGUCGGCCAUCUUGACGGCGGUGCCUCAGCUAAAGUACAUAUGUGUGGAUGUGGCUAACGGCUACUCUGAACACUUUGUCCACUUCGUCAAAGACGUCAGAGAGAAGUUCCCCACACACACUAUAAUGGCAGGAAAUGUUGUGACAGGGGAGAUGGUGGAGGAGCUGAUCCUGGCUGGGGCUGACAUCAUCAAAGUGGGCAUCGGACCAGGGUCUGUGUGUACAACCCGCAAGAAGACAGGGGUGGGCUACCCCCAGCUCAGUGCUGUCAUUGAGUGUGCAGAUGCAGCCCACGGCUUAGGGGGCCAUAUUAUCUCUGAUGGAGGAUGUACCUGUCCAGGAGAUGUCUCCAAGGCUUUUGGUGCGGGGGCUGAUUUCGUCAUGCUCGGCGGUAUGCUUGCUGGUCACACAGAAAGUGGAGGCGAGAUCAUUGAGAAAGGAGGCAAGAAGUACAAAUUGUUCUACGGAAUGAGCUCCGACACGGCCAUGAAGAAACAUGCAGGAGGCGUGGCUGAGUACAGGGCAUCAGAGGGGAAGACGGUGGAGGUUCCCUAUAAAGGCCCCGUGGACGAGACAAUACGGGACGUCCUGGGUGGGGUCCGCUCCACAUGCACAUACGUCGGCGCUGGUAAACUGAAGGAGCUGAGCCGCAGGACGACCUUCAUCAGGGUCACGCAGCAGCUCAACACUGUGUUCGGCAAUGACAGCUGAAGAUUUGGCCUCGCAUCGGGGACUGAGCCUGCGACGCUGCCUGUCUGACCACAGGAUGCUGUGUGUGCUUUAGGCACAGGUAAACACAAAGGGACAGACACAUUCCUUUUUCUGUGUUCUGAUUUGGUUUCUUUGUUGUUUCCAAAAGUUAACAUUCCCCAACUGGGUCGCCUUUGGUUUCUUUAUUCUUUCAUACAAGCCAACAAGUAUUUAAGGGUUCAGUGUCUUAAGAAAGUGUGUGAUCAGUCCAACAUAAGCUGCUUCUCUAGGUUUUUCAACGUUUAUGCAAAAAUGACAGCGUAGGUGUCACCUGCAGCCUUAGAGUUUAUAAAAACGAUCUGUCUUAAAUGAUUCAGGAGCAUAUACAUGAUGUACAACUGCCAUGGAAGAUUUUAAAAAACUGUACUUAAAAAAAUCUGUACUUAAUUAUUAAAUUUUGCACUUAAUAUUUAAUUUGGAGUAAUCUAAACUGUAACGGUCACAAUGGAGUAUUAGAAGUAGACUGAGGGGGAAAUAAACAUUUGAUAUUUCCACAAUAAAGUCAGAAUAUUUCAACAAAAAUUACAACUUUUCUUGUAAUAUCCCAUUUGUCGCCACAGUAACAAAACAGAAAAACAAGUCUUCUUUCACAAAUUAUAAUUACUUCAUCAUACCUUUAUAGAGCUGCAACCGAUUAAUCGAUUAGGUGUUUGAAGCGAAUGCCAAAAUUCCCGAUUCAAUUAAUCGACUCUAAUUGAUUGAAAGGAAAUAUUCUAUUGCAGUUUUCCUGAAUUGAAGCUUCUUUGUGUGUCACAAGCGUCCGUGUGAAACACAACAGUGGAACCAAUGUUUAACAGCAGAGAAAUGACGGAAACAAAGCUUUGAUUCAGGAGAAUUGUGGUUGAAUGAUUGUUUUGGAUCACUUGGAGUUGAUUAAUCGGUUGCAGCUCUAUACCUUUAUUCUCAUCAUGUUUUGACUUUGUCCUUUAAAUGUUAUGACUUUAUUCUCCCAAUAUCAAAUGUUGGCAGUAAUAGUGCUUUGUAAAUUUCCCUUGGUCUUAUCCUUUUUUUUGUCCUAAAACGUUUUUUGUCAUUUUACUAAUUAAAUAGAUUUGGUAGGAUAUAUGGACCAGUGCAAACCUUAAUUAUAUAUGCAGCACUAGAGCACAUUAUGACAGACUGUAUAUGGAGCACACAUUUAGUAGUGAUGUCCUACCUUUAUAAAAGAUUUGUUAAAGUUAAAAAAAAACCCAACUAUAUAUUUAAUCUGUUCUCGUCUUUGCUUCCUGAUAUAUACCAAAGGGUUUUAGCUUGUUGAAUCACUGUACACAUUCAUAUUUUCUUCUGUUACCUUCUUUGAAGUAAGUGGUCCUUCCAUGAAAUUAUCUAGGUCUUAUAGUUUUGUACCAUCAGUAUUUAACAUGGUUCACCAAACCUGCAAAGCCUGUAGGUAGUAGUACUGAAUUCAAGCUGUAUUCAUGUGUUGUUUCAUUUUAUACUGUCGCAUUCAUUGUAUUUGACAGAAUGUUACAUGCACGGUUACCAACGGUUUUUCUAUCACUUCACAUUUUAUUCGGUCAAUAAAAACAUUCCACAUCUUA
Messenger RNA from Sphaeramia orbicularis (orbiculate cardinalfish), 2751 nucleotides. RefSeq names its product guanosine monophosphate reductase 2 (gene gmpr2). Gene Ontology annotation, biological process: nucleotide metabolic process. Gene Ontology annotation, molecular function: GMP reductase activity. Bases 125 to 1171 code for a protein of 348 amino acids. The record is from RefSeq and is a predicted model, not a curated record. Gene Ontology annotation, cellular component: GMP reductase complex. The transcript is spliced from 10 exons. Lineage: Eukaryota; Metazoa; Chordata; Actinopteri; Kurtiformes; Apogonidae.